AUGAUUGAACUCAGCAAACUUACAAGCGCAUGUAAACGUAUCAAUAAAGAUACUUGUUAUGAAUUUGUAACCUAUCGUCAUGCAACACCAGAUUUAUUAUCAACACAAAAGAAAUCAGCAAAAUUUAAUAUAUUACGUUCAAAAAUUUCAAAUUAUAAACAAAGAAGUAAAAGUGCAUGUCGAUUAUCGACUCGUAUACGACCAAAAAUCGAAUGUUCAUCGCCCACGGCAAAUAUUCAUAAUAAUGAACAAUCAUUAUUCGAACAUCUGGCACAUGCGACAUCGAAUACACCAGCUAAUCUACCAAUGAUUGUAAAACAAUCAUAUAAACCUUUACAUGCUAAGUCAACACAAUUUAAUAAGAAUACAAUUGCUGUAACAAAAGAUACAACUGUCAACGCUCUGUAUGCAAUAUCAAAUUGGGUUUUUAUUGAAAUCAGUGGAACAGAUCAAACUGGUUUUGUACCUAUUUAUUGUCUUCGUUUACCAGGUCAACCUAUAGAGCCGUCUUCUUCUCAAAAUAAUUUAAGUUUAUUAAAUGUAAGCAUCUAUGAAAAAUCUCAACCAGUUAUCGAUACAUCAACACCUCCACCGCCGGGUCGUUUUAUUUCUUCAAUUGGACCAUGCCAUUUUAAUAUUGAACAAACAUCUCUCACAUGUCCACGCAUAAAUAAAUCUCGAACAUAUACACGUCAAAAUAAAGAUCAAUCAAAUUUAUCUCGACAAAUAUCGAAUAUGUCACUUCAUGCUUAUGAUCAUGAUGCUUACGGAACACUCAAUCUGACGCCAUGUAAAAGUUUAUCAUUUAGUGUAUUAGAUAAUGAGCCGAUUAUUUAUCAUUCGAAUAGUCGUCUACGUAUUAUUGAAAAUUAUCAACGACAAUUUGUUGGUGAUAUCAGUGUACUUGAAUCUGAAGUUGUUACACUUGUAAAUACAACACAAUCAGAUAGUGAUUGGCGUUUUAUUCGACGUGGUGAUGGACGUCAAGGUUAUAUACCAAAACAUAUUGUUGUACUUGAUCAAAAUUUUAAUUAA
Messenger RNA from Adineta steineri, 1035 nucleotides. NCBI's taxonomy places the organism in Eukaryota, Metazoa, Rotifera, Eurotatoria, Adinetida, Adinetidae. The record is from the annotation of a GenBank genome assembly.